GUGGGGAGCACAAGUUAUUGAUUUGCCUCGUCGGCGUCCACCACCAUUAUCGCCGGAUUUUUAUAUAUUCACGUAGAAGAAGAAUGAGAAGACGAAAACCAACUUCUACUUCUUCUCAGUGGCUCUCUCUUUAUCUUUCUUGGAGUUUAGUUAGAGAUUUUAACGUUGCAAAUGGAUCAACCAAUGAAACCAAAAACUUGCUCUGAAUCUGAUUUUGCUGAUGAUUCCUCUGCUUCUUCUUCUUCUUCUUCGGGACAAAAUCUCAGGUUUUAGUGCUUAAAGAUGUUAACUUUACAUGGCUGUGUCAUGUUUAUUCAUAGUUUCGUCUAAUUACAGAGGAGCUGAGAUGGUGGUGGAAGUGAAGAAGGAAGCAGUUUGUUCCCAGAAAGCAGAGCGAGAGAAGCUUCGUAGAGAUAAGCUUAAGGAACAGUUUCUUGAGCUUGGAAAUGCACUUGAUCCGAAUAGGCCUAAGAGUGACAAAGCCUCAGUUCUCACUGAUACAAUACAAAUGCUCAAGGAUGUAAUGAACCAAGUUGAUAGACUAAAAGCUGAGUAUGAAACACUAUCUCAAGAGUCUCGUGAGCUAAUUCAAGAGAAGAGUGAGCUGAGAGAGGAGAAAGCGACUUUAAAGUCUGAUAUCGAGAUUCUUAAUGCUCAAUAUCAGCAUAGAAUCAAAACCAUGGUUCCAUGGGUACCUCAUUACAGUUAUCAUAUCCCCUUCGUAGCCAUAACUCAGGGUCAGUCCAGUUUUAUACCUUAUUCAGCCUCUGUCAAUCCUCUAACCGAACAACAAGCAUCGGUUCAGCAGCAUUCUUCUUCUUCUGCCGAUGCUUCAAUGAAACAAGAUUCCAAAAUCAAGCCGUUAGAUUUGGAUCUGAUGAUGAACAGUAACCAUUCAGGUCAAGGAAAUGAUCAAAAAGAUGAUGUUCGUUUAAAGCUCGAGCUUAAAAUCCAUGCCUCUUCUUUAGCUCAACAGGAUGUUUCUGGAAAAGAGAAGAAAGUAAGCUUGACAACCACUGCAAGCUCAUCGAAUAGUUACUCAUUAUCUCAAGCUGUUCAAGAUAGUUCCCCCGGUACCGUAAAUGACAUGUUGAAGCCAUAAACCAAUAAACAUAUUCCCCUGAACUUGUGUUUAAUACCGUGAUUGAGAAGGUACCAUGAUUAAACUUGUUGUAGAUUAUCCACAUGAUUAACGAUGUAUUCUUAUCACAAGCAAAUAAAACACAAAAGCAUUUGCUUAUAUCUCUUUGCAACUGAACUAUUGUCUAUGACCGAUGUUAUAAGACUUGAGAAACAUAUUCAAACCUAACGGCAGAU
Molecule: messenger RNA, 1317 nt
Organism: Arabidopsis thaliana (thale cress)
Lineage: Eukaryota; Viridiplantae; Streptophyta; Magnoliopsida; Brassicales; Brassicaceae
Gene: bHLH11
Product: basic helix-loop-helix (bHLH) DNA-binding superfamily protein
Exons: 4
Coding region: 296-1102 (268 amino acids)
Biological process (GO): regulation of DNA-templated transcription; intracellular iron ion homeostasis
Cellular component (GO): nucleus
Molecular function (GO): DNA-binding transcription factor activity; protein dimerization activity
Source: RefSeq, marked reviewed